AUGCCCACGCCUCGCAAGCAGAAAACCCGCGCCGAUGUCCUCCGAACCCUACUCCCCACCUCCGACGCGCCCGAUAGCUACAUCGACACGUUUGAUACCGUCGUGCAGGAAGAUGGCAGCAACGGCAGAGUCAAUGCGAGCGGCGUCGCCAAGGUCUUUGCCGCUGCGAGACUCGGCGCCGACGAGCAGGCCAGCAUCAUGGCCAUCAUUGCGCCCAACGGCAAUGACGUCGCCGUGGGCCGCAACGAAUUCAAUGUCUUCCUCGCCCUCAUCGAAGUAAGUUUCAGGUUCCAUCCCCCGUUCUUCGACUCGACUGCCUCUCCUGCUGCACGCCCCCUCUCUCACGUCUCGGCCGCUGCCAUGUCAAUUGGCUCUCUGGCUCUUAUCAGCUCAAUCGGCAAUCUCGGUGGGGGUGCACAGCUAAUUGCCAUAAACAACCUAGACCUUCCUAAGCCCAAGCUCGCUGGCGUGACCGCCGAGCCUGCGAUGCCUCCGGUGUCCGAGCUUGCUGCCAAACCACCUCAAGCACCCGAGACGCCUGUCAAGGAGCCGACGCCCGCACCGUCGCCUGCGAAGCCCAAGAACAUUGCGCAAGCUCCGAUGCAGUACCCUGAUGCUGACGACCCUUGGGGCUCGCCCGACCUGCACAAGAACCACAACCACGCACCGGCGCCUCGACCUGCCCAAACCAAUGGCGCUGCCUCGGCCAACCAUGAUAGCAAUGGCCAGACAGGAUUCGGUACAACACCCAGCACGGCGAUAGCGGGGCGCACAAUGUCUUCCUACACGACAGCCACUGUCAACUCCAACAUUGCCUCGCCGCAACAGCCCACGAGCACCGGAGUUGGCGCAUCGCCUGCUGGCGGUGGCUGGGGCGGUGGUUUCUUCGAUGGAAGCAAUGUCGGCGGCGGUUUCGCGGAGCCCCAGCCCAACCCCGUACUGCCGAGCCCAUUUGGUGCCGCUGGCGAGCCCAACAGGCAUCUGGCCGCUGCGGAGGCUACGAUCACGCCUUCGCUGCGGCCGCUGCCGAGCAACCGCACCGGCGGCGCUGUCGAGGAGAACAUUGUCGUUUCCCUGAUGCCAGAAAAAGAGGGCCUUUUCUUCUUCCAGCAUCACAAUUACGAAGUAUCCUCCUCCCGAAGAGGAAGUAAGGUGGUUCGCAGGUACAGCGACUUUGUGUGGCUUCUGGAUUGCUUGCACAAACGAUACCCUUUCCGUGUACUCCCUCUCUUGCCGCCAAAGCGUGUUGCAGUCAACGGUAACCAUCUCUCCAAUGACGGCGCGUUCAUCGAGAAGCGACGUCGUGGGCUCGCGCGGUUUCUCAACGCUGUUGUACGCCAUCCCAUCUUGGGACAAGAACAGCUCGUCAUCAUGUUUCUCACCGUGCCAACCGAGCUCACUGUCUGGCGGAAGCAAGCUACAAUCUCGGUGCAAGACGAGUUUGUUGGGCGCACUCUGCCCCCCGGGCUUGAAGACUCUCUGCCGGCUACGUUAGAAGAAUUAUUCGACCGCAGCAGGACUGGCGUCAGACGCUCAGCUGAGCUUUACAUCAAUGUCUGCAAUAUUAUGGACCGUCUUGUGAAGCGUAGUGACGGCGUAGCGGCCGACCACGCACGUAUUGCUCUGUCACUCCAGUCAUUGACCGAGCUCAGCAACGACACGUAUGCCACCGACACGAAUGACGUGCCACUGCUCAACGACGGCCUCACCGCCAUGAGCAAGCACCUCAAGACUUGCCAGAGCCUGAUGGAGGAUGAGAGCAAAGCCUGGGAUCAGGGCGUACUGGAGGACCUGAAGCGACAGCGUGACUCACUCGUCGCCAUUCGUGAGAUGUUUGAACGACGCGAUCGACUGGACAAAGACAACAUUCCCUACCUGGAACGGAGGAUACAAACUAACGAGAGCAAACUUGCGAAUCUCCGCGGCAAGCCGGAUGGCCUCGUCAAGCCGGGCGAGAUUGAGAAGGUGGUCGAGGCCAUUAUUAAGGACAAGGAAUCCAUUGUCAAUCAGCACAACAGGUCCAUCUUCGUCAAGGAGUGCAUUCGCGACGAGCUCAUCUACUUCCAGUCGACCCAGUACCACGUGUCCCGAUGGAACCAGGACUGGGCCCAGGAGAGGGUCAAGUACUCGGAGAUGUUGGCAGACAACUGGCGCCGUCUACUUGACGAGCUCGACGGCAUGCCUCUCGGCGACUAGUCACCAGCUUGACCGGCAUCUGUGUCUUGGCCAUUGAUUUGUUUUUCUCGGCAGCUUGUAUUUUCGAGCCCGCAUCCCAUCUCUCUUUACUUGAAGCGAUAUGGCGGUUGAUGUAGAUGAGAAGGGGCCAGGUGGUGUGGUAUGCCUGUAUCGUUGUACGAGACCUGGUCCGUCGUCCUUUUUUUUUGGUUUUCGCAUUGUUCUAGCCAUCGUGUACAGUCAUCAUUCUCUCAGACAUUCUGUUGCUGUAU
Verticillium dahliae VdLs.17 is the source of this 2447-nucleotide messenger RNA. RefSeq names its product sorting nexin mvp-1. Gene Ontology annotation, molecular function: phosphatidylinositol-3-phosphate binding. NCBI's taxonomy places the organism in Eukaryota, Fungi, Ascomycota, Sordariomycetes, Glomerellales, Plectosphaerellaceae. The record is from RefSeq and is a predicted model, not a curated record. Bases 1 to 2196 code for a protein of 731 amino acids. The transcript has 5 exons. Gene Ontology annotation, cellular component: endosome. Gene Ontology annotation, biological process: retrograde transport, endosome to Golgi; protein targeting to vacuole.